Messenger RNA from Alternaria atra, 2439 nucleotides. RefSeq lists its product as uncharacterized. Gene Ontology annotation, biological process: regulation of transcription by RNA polymerase II. Bases 1 to 2439 code for a protein of 812 amino acids. The transcript is spliced from 4 exons. Gene Ontology annotation, molecular function: DNA-binding transcription factor activity, RNA polymerase II-specific; RNA polymerase II cis-regulatory region sequence-specific DNA binding. NCBI's taxonomy places the organism in Eukaryota, Fungi, Ascomycota, Dothideomycetes, Pleosporales, Pleosporaceae. The record is from RefSeq and is a predicted model, not a curated record.
AUGACCGAUAUCCGCCGGUCACGAUCGAAUACGUCAAUGUCUACUAGAAGUAAUCGUCCUCUUUCUCGCGCGUCGACGACGAGCGUACAUUCAUUCGAGCAAUUUCAGCAACCGCAACAGCCGCGGCCCAACCAAUUUCCCCAACAGCCACAGUACCAUGCUCCAUUCACUACCAGUGAAGCGCUACAGCCUGCACUACUACAAGCCGCACAACAAGUCAGCGCGCAGGACCAGCUUAUCAACAUGAGUCUGGAAAGUGUCCAGCAAUACCUUGGUUACCCAGCCGACCCGACUGCGAACCAUCCCCAACCAAGCGGCCAGCCCCCACAGCCAGAUCACCACGCCUACCAGAACUCCCUCUCCCAGCAUUCGCAACAUUCACAGCAACACAGCUUCAUGGCACCGCCAAUGGACACGGAAGACAAGAAGAAGAGGCCGUCAACCUCGGGCGCAGCGACCAACGACAAGGAAUUGCGCCAGCUGUUGAACCAAAACGAAGGCCGCAAUCUGAAGGAGGUCGCAGCUGAGGUCAUCCAGAAUGAUAGGACAUCGAAGGCAGAGAAGUCGAAACAGCUAUUCGCUAUGUUAUGGUUACAGUCUGUCUGUCGUGUUGCAAAGACGUCAGUCCCGCGCAACCGUGUCUACUCCAAGUACGCAGAGCGGUGCGGUACUGAUCGCGUUAUCCCUCUGAACCCGGCAUCUUUUGGCAAGCUCGUUCGCGUGAUUUUCCCCGGUAUCCAGACUAGGCGCCUCGGUGUUCGCGGAGAGUCAAAGUACCACUACGUUGAUCUGGAGCUCAUCAACGACAACGAUAAUGGUGAAGAGUCACGUCGUGGCAGCAACGGUCCCAGUGCACUCCAUGCCAUGAAGCGUCAAGCCUCUGGGACACCGAGGCUCAACCUCGAUGCUAUUCCACGCUUACCUGCAGACAGCACGCAAUUCCCCCCAAGGGAAGCGCGAGUGGAGUCACAGAGUAGCUACUAUACUCCAGCCUCAUCACGCGGCGUUCUGUUUACCGAUAUCUACUCGUCUCAGUUCCACCCGUCGCACACACGUACCAAGACAUCGUACGAGCACGAGCUCAAGUUUCCAACACCAGAUAUCCUCGAAGCCCCCGAUGCCUUUGUGGUAGAGUUGCCGGAUAUCAAACCGUACUUACCGGCACGUACCGAUCCCGAUUCUGCCGAUAAUCUCGUUGCCAUGUACCGCUCACACGUUGUCUCGUUGGUGGACUCAGUACGAUACUGCAAGGAGAAACAAUUCUUCCGCCUCUUUGGUACUUUCCACGGGACCUUGACUGUACCAGUCCAGAAGCUGUUUGCAUCACCCGAACUGGCCCCAUGGAUCAAAGAAUGCGACUGGAUGAUGUACCAGAAGAUGAUUCGCAAUGUCUCUCAGCUCACUCUCCAGGUGGCGCCGCCGCCAGUUCUAAAAUUUCUCGACAACGUUGCGAAGACAUUACACGCACACAUUACUGCCAAGUUCGCGUCUCUCCCCGUACAUGUACUUGAGGCGAAGCUAGAACCCGCUACGUUAUUCGCCCAUCUUCUCCGACAGAUGCUCCGCGUCAAUUCCGCUGCGCACGCUGCAGCCGUAAUGCUUACCGCAGAGAGCCAUCGCACCCAGAUGUUUGCCGACUGGCUCCAGUACGUCAACAUUAAGCGCAUCAUCGCGAACGAAUUGCCCGCCUCUUGUGCACACGAGGAAGUUUAUAACAUCCUGACCACUGAGAUCCGAUCGAUGUUGGGCCCGCUACCACAGGAGAUCCAACUGCCUUCCGGGUCGAUACAUCGCGCAGCGUAUCCUGAUCCCCCCGCCGACCCUUCAGAGUCCGUCAUCGAUCGCAUCGCAGCAUUUUUAACACGUCUACCGUCUCGCUUCCCUGGCGCACACGCUCGCACAAUCAUGCAUUGCAUUAGUGCACUUGGUUCAGCUGCCAUCCGAGAAAUCACGGUCGAGAAUGGCAUCAGUUUCCAAGGUUGGUGGCUUACCAAGGUCUUCGUGGAUGAAAUGGCACAAUGGUUAGCAUCGAUAGGUGGUUUCCUGGGUCAUGCACCGCCAGACUGGAACUCGUCCAACUACUCGCCUGUAAUGGGUGACUCUCUCAAUGCAGCCAUGACCAACGGCGGCAGCGGCAGUAACAAUGAAAGCCGGUAUAGCAGCUUAGAAGCCGAUUUCGGCCCAGAUCAGUCUUUCAUCUCCAACGCUAGCCACGCUACCAUUCAGGAUGCCGGGUCAAAUCAGGAAGUCAAUGCUGGACGAUUUGCUCAACAAUCAUCACAAUACAACAUGAGCUUUCAAUACGAGUACGACCUGAACCCUUCACAGCAAGAGCCGAACCACGACGAUAGUGGCAUAGGCCUUGGUGUACAGGAAGACGGCAUUGAUGCCAAAUUUGCGUCACAUCUAUCUUCAGCCCUUUCACAGAGCGUCAGCUAG